AUUAUUUGUCUUAGAGGUUGUGGUAGUAGAACUCAGAUUUAUAGUGUAACAUUCAAUUCUGGAAGAGCAAAGUUAUUACCUUAAAUGACCCAAAGUCUUCCUUUGUCUUUGCACCUGUUUUAGUUACUUCUACAGUUAACUUGGCUGUAAAUGUGACUGUAUAUCGUUAGCAGUUACUGUAAUAGUAUAGUUUGGCAGGAAGUAGAUGUGAUAUUCUCUUUGACCUAAUGAUAUUUUGUGAGGAAAAGUAUUAGUGAUUCUAAUGAUGGAGUCAUUUCUCAUGGUAACUAAGGGUCAUCUUAAUAAGAGAGUUGGUGCAAAAAGAAAUGGUAGUUCUUAUAUUUAGCAUAUUAGUAGCAUUCUAUUUGGGAUUUUCCUCUUUUCUGGAUUUGUAAUUCCUUUGCCAUAUGUUGUAAAUACUGAGUUCCAAGUAAAUUUUUACUCAGCUGGAAUUUUAUUUUUUUGGAUGAAUGAUCUGCAGCAUGACUAAAGCCUAGGUUUUGUUUUUUUUCCCCCUUUAGCAGUUAGCCACUUCCAACAUUAUUUGUUUGAAAUAAGCCAUUCUUCCUAAUUUGAAAUACCAUAUUAUCUUCAUUAUACCUAAUUUCUUAGAUAUUUCUUAGAUAAGAUGAAGAUAAAUGCCUCGUUGGGUUUAUGGGAGUUUUAUAAUACACUUAAUAUUUUCAUAAAAAUCUUGAAAAACUUGCCCCUCUUCCCCUCAAAUAUCUUGGCAACUUUUGUGCAUUCUUCCAGAUAAAUCCCUUGGAAAUAGGAUUUAGAUUGGAUUUGUAUUAAACUUACAUAUUAAUUUGGAGAACAUUCAUGUUUGUGUAAUAUGGAGUUUUCUGGGUAGGAACUUUUUUUUUUUUUAAGUAAAAUUAUAUGCUCUUAUUCGUAAAGAUUCCUAGGAAAGAACCACUCUACAAAGAGAUAAAUUACAUACACUUCUCUUAUAGAAUUUAAUGGCAAAUUUGAAAAUAUAUAGCUUAUGUUUUGAAAAUAAACAAUUUGAAUCUAUUUACCAUAUCAUUUAAGUAAUUUAAAUUAAAUAUGAAGACUUUGUGAACAUAUUUUAAAUAUAUCCAGAGAAUGAGAACCUCUAUGUAAGAGAGCAGGUUUUUUUUUUUUUUUUUUUUUUUCCCCUGUAUUUUUUCUUAGAAAUUAUCAUUUGUUGCUACCAAACAAAUAGCUAGGAGAGCUGGCUUUGGUAAUUUAUCUAUUUUGAAAGAACUUUAAAAAUGGAUACUUAUGCACGUGUGUGUUAUUUUCUACAACAUGUAUAUUUUGUAUAGAAGGCAAAAGUUAAUUUGAAAUUACAACUGGUAAUUUUCUUCUGUUUUCCUAUUUUAAAUGUAGACUAAGAAUUUUCAUUUUUGUCAUGUUUCACUUUUAUGAUGUCUAAAGUUGAACUUCAAAUAAAUAUGAUUUCUAUUUAAGGCUGCCAUUUUAAAGAUUGUAUUCUAAAACUGUGCUGGCCUAGAUACUACAACUGAACUUUUUUUCUUUUUAGUUACUCCACAGGAUCCACUGAACAUAGGAUGUUGCCACAAAGUCUACCUCGUGUAUUUUUCUCUUUGACUCAUGAGCUGUGCAAUUGCAGAUUGAGCACAAUGUCUGCAGACUGUGUUGAAAAACCCUGAAGAACCUAAUUAACACAGGAUGACCUAGGAGUGAUUCUAAGUCUAUAACAAGAUACUACUCAUUAGUGAAUGUGUCAGUCUUAGUACUGAAUGCUGCAGAUAACAGCAAGUAGCUUCUCCUUUAUUUCUGAAGUAUUCACUUGACCUUCCAUCAGUAAGACGGACUUUUCUAAUCUGUUCUGGGAGAUAUUAAUGGAAUAUAGUCAUGUCCACUCAAGACGAGAGGCAGAUUAAUACUGAAUAUGCUGUGUCCUUGUUGGAACAGUUGAAACUGUUUUAUGAACAGCAGUUGUUUACUGACAUAGUGUUAAUUGUUGAGGGCACUGAAUUCCCUUGUCAUAAGAUGGUUCUUGCAACAUGUAGCUCGUAUUUCAGGGCCAUGUUUAUGAGUGGACUAAGUGAAAGCAAACAAACUCAUGUACACCUGAGGAAUGUGGAUGCUGCCACCUUACAGAUAAUAAUAACUUAUGCAUACACGGGUAACUUGGCAAUGAAUGACAGCACUGUAGAACAGCUUUAUGAAACAGCUUGCUUCCUACAGGUAGAAGAUGUGUUACAACGUUGUCGAGAAUAUUUAAUUAAAAAAAUAAAUGCAGAGAAUUGUGUGCGAUUGUUGAGUUUUGCCGAUCUCUUCAGUUGUGAGGAAUUAAAACAGAGUGCUAAAAGAAUGGUUGAACACAAGUUCACUGCUGUGUAUCAUCAGGAAGCAUUCAUGCAGCUGUCACACGAUCUACUAAUAGACAUUCUCAGUAGUGACAAUUUAAAUGUAGAAAAGGAAGAAACCGUUCGAGAAGCUGCUAUGCUGUGGCUAGAGUAUAACACAGAAUCACGAUCCCAGUACUUGUCUUCUGUUCUUAGCCAAAUCAGAAUUGAUGCACUUUCAGAAGUAACACAGAGAGCUUGGUUUCAAGGUCUGCCACCCAAUGAUAAGUCAGUGGUGGUACAAGGUCUGUAUAAGUCCAUGCCCAAGUUUUUCAAACCAAGACUUGGGAUGACUAAAGAGGAAAUGAUGAUUUUCAUUGAAGCAUCUUCAGAAAAUCCUUGUAGUCUUUACUCUUCUGUCUGUUACAGCCCCCAAGCAGAAAAAGUUUACAAGCUAUGUAGCCCACCAGCUGAUUUGCAUAAGGUUGGGACAGUUGUAACUCCUGAUAAUGAUAUCUACAUAGCAGGGGGUCAGGUUCCUCUGAAAAACACAAAAACAAAUCACAGUAAAACCAGCAAACUUCAGACUGCCUUCAGAACUGUGAAUUGCUUUUACUGGUUUGAUGCACAGCAAAAUACCUGGUUUCCAAAGACUCCAAUGCUUUUUGUUCGCAUAAAGCCAUCUUUGGUUUGCUGUGAAGGCUAUAUCUAUGCAAUUGGAGGAGAUAGCGUAGGUGGAGAACUUAAUCGGAGGACCGUAGAAAGAUACGACACUGAGAAAGAUGAGUGGACAAUGGUAAGCCCUUUACCUUGUGCUUGGCAAUGGAGUGCAGCAGUUGUGGUUCAUGACUGCAUUUACGUGAUGACACUGAACCUCAUGUACUGUUAUUUUCCAAGGUCUGACUCAUGGGUAGAAAUGGCCAUGAGACAGACUAGUAGGUCCUUUGCUUCAGCUGCAGCCUUUGGUGAUAAAAUUUUCUAUAUUGGAGGGUUGCAUAUUGCUACCAAUUCUGGCAUAAGACUCCCCUCUGGCACUGUAGAUGGGUCUUCAGUAACUGUGGAAAUUUAUGAUGUGAAUAAAAAUGAGUGGAAAAUGGCAGCCAACAUCCCUGCUAAGAGGUACUCUGACCCCUGUGUUAGAGCUGUUGUGAUCUCAAAUUCUCUCUGUGUGUUUAUGCGAGAAACCCACUUAAAUGAGCGAGCUAAAUAUGUCACCUACCAAUAUGACCUGGAACUUGACCGGUGGUCUCUGCGGCAGCAUAUAUCUGAACGUGUACUGUGGGACUUAGGGAGAGAUUUUCGAUGCACUGUGGGGAAACUCUAUCCAUCCUGCCUUGAAGAGUCUCCGUGGAAACCACCAACUUAUCUUUUUUCAACAGAUGGUACAGAAGAGUUUGAACUGGAUGGAGAAAUGGUUGCACUACCACCUGUAUAGUUCAGAAGUUCAGGGAGUGCACGCCUGAGUUAUGUGCUUUUGUCAUUUUCUUUGCUAAACAAAAGAGGCUAUGAAAUAACUAAAUAUGAGUACAUAAAAAUCUAUCUUUGAUAAAUUUUAUUUUUAUGCCCUUCUUAAUAUUUGCAUCAGUAUAAUAUAUAUCGGUGAGUCUUACAGAAAGAUAUGCUUCCAUAAUAUGAAAUAGAUUAUUCAAUAAUUGAGAAACUUUAUGUGUAAUCAUGAGAGUAUAAGAAUCUGGAUUAUCUAACAUUGUUAGCCCUGUGUAUGUACAGUUCAAAAAGUUCACUUAUAAAAGUAGUUUCCUGUUCCUAGUGUGGUAUAUCACAAAUUGUGCAGAGGUUAUUUUAGUAUGUGUAUUUCAUUCCCGUGCUUACAGUUUUCAGUGUAAUUAAUUCAACUGCACUUAACACUAAUGUCCAUGUUGGUAUAGAAAUGUCUAAAUCCUAUACUGUAGUUGAGGAAGAUCUUCCAUUGUUUUAUGGUAUUACACAGGGAAAGCCAUGACUGCAGGAUCAGUCUAUACUAUUAGGUGCAUGUAUUCUUUUCACUAACUUAUACUUGUCUAUCUACAAUACAGGUCUUCCAGUCAGCUGGUCAUUUACCAGGUGUGGACUUAAUAUUGCUGGGCUUGCAAUAAGAAUUGCCAGCCCUUCAUCGUGCGGGUCUGCGUGGAGCUUUACUCAGUAAAGGCCUCCACUUUCUGUAUUACGUUAACAUUGGCUCAUGCAUAUAACUACCUGCUGCUGAUGUAGUUCUCCAUCUUCAAGAUUUAGAGUGGGUUAACCAGGUCAUUACAUCUUAAUUUAAUAACAAGCAUUACUGUAGAGUGAUUGUGUAUAGAUCUGUUAGCUGUUCAGGGUGUGUUUUUUUUAACCUGUUGUGUGCGUGUGGGAGUUAGGAUUAGUAAGGUGAACUGUUCAGGAAUUCUCUGCACUAACUGUGCAGAAGAGCAGAUAACUAGCGCUGCUCUGGCAUUAAUCCCAGGAACCACUAGCAGUAGUGGGGCGCCACCAAUCUAACAUGAGCACAGGUGCUUCAUGACAAACAUUACUAGCAUGUUCAACUGCAUCAUGUUUUGGCACUGUAUUUUGAAUGACAUUAAUUUAUUAAAUAAAUUGUAUAUAUUCAA
Messenger RNA from Sapajus apella (tufted capuchin), 4867 nucleotides. RefSeq names its product kelch repeat and BTB domain containing 2 (gene KBTBD2). Gene Ontology annotation, molecular function: protein binding. Lineage: Eukaryota; Metazoa; Chordata; Mammalia; Primates; Cebidae. The record is from RefSeq and is a predicted model, not a curated record. The transcript has 3 exons. Bases 1846 to 3717 code for a protein of 623 amino acids.